AUGAUAUUAGGGUUGAAAAAAUCGGUGAGACUGAGGUUAGACUGGGGCUGUGGCUGGAGAUGAAGCUAGAGUUGGAACUAGGCUUGGGGCUAACGCUGAGGAUAAUGCCAGAGCUGAAGCUAGUGUUAUAGACGUGGCUGAAGCUGUAACUGAAGCUAAAGCUAGGCUUUCAAGGUAAGGCUGGAGCUGUGGCUAGAACAGGGGCUGGGGCUGAAGAUGUAGCUGGAGCUGGAGCUGAAGCUAGGGCUGAAGCUGAAGCUGAAGCUGGGGCUGAAGCUGGAGCUGAGGCUGGAGCUGAAGCUGGAGCUGGAGCUGAAGCUGGAACUGAAACUGGAGCUGAAGCUAGAGCUGGGUCUGAAGCUGGAAGCUGGGGUUAG
This is a messenger RNA of Bursaphelenchus okinawaensis, 377 nucleotides long. Lineage: Eukaryota; Metazoa; Nematoda; Chromadorea; Rhabditida; Aphelenchoididae. The record is from the annotation of a GenBank genome assembly.